This is a messenger RNA of Cucurbita moschata (crookneck pumpkin), 1923 nucleotides long. RefSeq lists its product as uncharacterized. The record is from RefSeq and is a predicted model, not a curated record. NCBI's taxonomy places the organism in Eukaryota, Viridiplantae, Streptophyta, Magnoliopsida, Cucurbitales, Cucurbitaceae. The transcript has a single exon. The coding region runs from base 6 to 1793 and encodes 595 amino acids.
UGAAAAUGGCCGCUUCACAGUUCCCUCUCUGUAAAACCCUAAACCCUUCAUCGCCAUUCCUCCCCUCCACCUCCCUCACACCAUUCUCCAAUCCUCUUCUUCAAACCCUAACCCUAAAAUCCCAUCAAACUCGUAAACCACUCUCCAUUAUAUCCGGUCUUCCAAAUGCUUCCGUUCUUCCGAUUUUUCGCCAAAUUUCGCAGUUUCCAUUUGCAAACUCCCGUCCAGACAUUCGUACAUUCGCCGGCCGGAGCAAGAAGAAGGGUGGAGGGCCUUCUCCCGGCCGGAUAGAAGGCAACGCUGAGUUCCGGCGGAAAUUGAGGAACAAUGUCCGUCGGAAGAGCCAGAAGCCUGCCGAGUCCCAUUUCUACCGCCGUAAGAACUCGAACAGCAAUUAUGCGGAUAACUUUAGUGAGGAUGAGCUUCAGCAGAUUGGCCUUGGCUACGAUCGGAUGGUUCGAUUCAUGGAGAAAGACGACCCGAAUCUGCGGCAUCCCCAUGACUGGUACAAGUACGGCGAGUUCGGUCCGUACUCGUGGCGUGGAGUUGUCAUCGGGGAGCCUAUUCGUGGUCGGUUUACGGACGAGCGAGUUACGAUGAUCCGCGAGGUUAAGGAUCACGAGGAGUGGGAGAAGAUUGAGCAAUCAGAAAUGGCUUCUGAUUUCAGCGAGGGAUUGCAGCGAAUGGACAGGAGCAAAGGGUUUCGGCACUUUUGGGUGUUCGUGAGGCACCCACGGUGGAGGAUUUCGGAGCUGCCAUGGCAGCAGUGGACUUUGAUUGCAGAGGUUGUGCUUGAAGCUGGUAAAGAAGAAAGGUUGGACAAAUGGAGCUUGAUGGGUCGGCUUGGAAACAAGUCAAGAAAGAAUAUAACUCAAUGUGCAGCAUGGAUGAGACCUGAUAUCAUAUAUGUGAAAAAGCCUGUUUACCAAUGCAGAUUUGAGCCUCAGGCAGAGUUUUUCCAGGCGUUAAUGCCAUUUCUCGAUCCCAAAACAGAGCAAGAUGUUCUGUUUGAGUUGCAGGAUGAUGAAGGAAAUGUUGAAUGGGUGACAUAUUUUGGUGGGCUGUGUAAGAUUUUGAGGGUAAAUCCAAAGGCAUUUGUGGAUGAUGUUGCAAAUGCAUAUGAGAAGCUGAGUGAUGAGAAGAAAUCCAAAUGUUUGGAGUUUCUUUUGACUAACCACCCUGUUCCACUGCUGCAUCCAUAUACAAAAGAGUGGAAAGCUAAGUUAGAGGAGGAGGAGUUGGGCUGUGAUGCCCCAGAUGACGACAACGAGAAUCGACACAGUGACGAAAACGUGGUAAUGGAGUGGAUUGAAACUGAUGACAACGACGACGACUAUGAAGAUGAGGCCGAGGAUGUGGUGAUGGAGACAAACGAAGAAGCGGAGGACGAGGAAGAUGGAGGAGAGCAUCAAAACGAGGAAGAAGAUGAGGAUUAUUGGGACGAAAGGUUCAGGAAGGCGAUAAGUAGUCCAGAAGAACUGGAGAAGCUGUUGAAACGCAGUGAAGAAGCGAGUGAUGAAUUUUACGAGAAGCAGAAGGGGCGGAAUGCGGGAAGUAGGAAGGCCAUGGAAGAUGAUGGGGAUGAGACAGAAUUGAGAGGGAAGAGAGCAAAAGUGAAACCAGAAGAAUGGGAACGUAUAGGGUAUGGGCCAUGGAGGAAGAAGAUAAAGAAAAGCCAAAUUCCUCCAGAGCUGUUCUUGAGAUCUACAGUCAGGCCUUUCACUUACAGAAACCUUGUGAAGGAAAUUGUAUUGACAAGGCAUGCCAUUUUGGAAGGUGAAAUCGGGGUAUGAUCUCAUCUCAUUGCAUUCAUUUUCAGAAUAGAAUACAAAAGUUCAUAGGUUUGUAAAAUUUAGUUCUAAAAGAUGUGCCUGAAUUCACAAUCCUCCACUGAAGUAAUUCAUUACAAAGCUAUUGCUACUA